AUGUCAAGACUUCCGACAACCGCGGUGGUCGUCGAGCCAUUAGGCAUCUCUGACAAGCUUUCCCUCGCGUGGCGUAUCCCUUUACUUGUCAUCCGUUGCGCAAGCAAUUUUGCUUCACUAUGUCUGUCAACUCAUGAAGUCGCUGGACUUCAUUGGCGUCAAAAGCUUGCGCUCAGCUAUCUACUCGCAUCUAGAGUCACCUUCACGCGCAAGCAACAGGCCCAAACACGCAAAGUUUUGACAGGUCCCAGGAUUCAGGAGUAUUGUCGCAGACAUAGCUUGCACCAUAGAGCUGUGUCUGUGGAUAGUGCAUCUCUUUACAAUGACCGCAAUAUCCCAAACCCAGUGCUACACUUUGUUACGCCCCCUGUGCCACAACCAGGCGGUCCGACGAUAUUCUACUUCCACGGUGGCGGGUACCACAACCCGAUCAAAGCGGCAGGCCACGUUCCGUUCACACUGCAAUGUGCGGCGGCCAGCAAAGCACAGCAAGUCGUAUUUUUGGAGUAUUCUUUCAGCCCCGAGCAGCAUUAUCCAUGUCAGCUAGUCCAGGCAGUGGCUGGCCUCCGGUAUCUUCUUGAUCAAGAGUCGAUCCAGGCAGAGAACAUCAUCCUCGGCGGCGAUAGCGCAGGCGGCCACUUGGUAGCGAGUCUGUUAACUCAUAUUAUUCACCCAUCCCCAUACGCCCCUUCCAUUGAUCUUGGUGGCCAUCAAUUCAAGGCUGUCCUCCUGGUGUCUCCUUGGAUGGCGAUGACAAAGGAGGAAAUCAGGGAUCUCCCACGAGCGCAUAACGAUUACCUGAACCAAGAGAGUGUCGUCCGAUUUUGGAAUAUGUUCAGACCAGGUGCAAACGAAGUGUGGAGCAAUCAAUGCGAGACGCAGGACGCGGUCGCAGUGUGGAAGAGGCUCUUUCCUGGUGGAAAUGGACAUGCCAUAUCUCGCAAAGCAAUUCUAGCAGUAGGGACUGCAGAAAUUCUUUUUGAUUCCUGCGUGAGCUUUGGGCGGGACUGUAUGGGAUUUGAGAGCAUUUAUGUCGAUGGUCAACCCGGCCUUGACCUGGUGAAGAAAACGGAUUUUGUUCUUGCCAUAGCCCCGGGCGAGGCUCAUGUCCAGCCUGCAAUAGACUGCGCCCUCAAGUAUUACGAUGGGAGGAUGAUGAGGGCAAUUUGGACUUUUUUGAAAGCUUGUUAG
This is a messenger RNA of Penicillium subrubescens, 1191 nucleotides long. RefSeq names its product alpha/beta hydrolase. Lineage: Eukaryota; Fungi; Ascomycota; Eurotiomycetes; Eurotiales; Aspergillaceae. The record is from RefSeq and is a predicted model, not a curated record. The coding region runs from base 1 to 1191 and encodes 396 amino acids. Gene Ontology annotation, molecular function: hydrolase activity. The transcript is spliced from 2 exons.